Messenger RNA from Saccoglossus kowalevskii, 1248 nucleotides. RefSeq names its product heparan sulfate glucosamine 3-O-sulfotransferase 5-like. Gene Ontology annotation, molecular function: [heparan sulfate]-glucosamine 3-sulfotransferase activity. The record is from RefSeq and is a predicted model, not a curated record. Lineage: Eukaryota; Metazoa; Hemichordata; Enteropneusta; Harrimaniidae.
AUGGUACCCAACACAUCUGAGGAAGGUAUUUCUCAAUAUUUCGACGCAGGAUGUUUCACUGUGUUAUUCGCAAAGCGGUUCUUCGUAGCUGUCUUUACUAUUACAAGUAUAUUUUUUGUUUUGUUGUUCAACACAUGGGCUUACCCGGACCUUGCGCCGCGGUCAGUAGUUGACACCGGAACGAACUGUCUGUGCCAAGAAAGGAGAGAGGUCUUCGAAUCACCGCGCCUGGGUGAACUGAACGGAGAGAUGGAUGUGGAUAGUAAUAUCACUAACCAACAUAUCAACUCUACUAUGCCGUUAGAUAUCAAACCAACAUGGGAAGCAAGUCAUAACGCCACUGCUUACUACCAGGAAAGAAGAAAACAUUCUUGUUAUUACCCUAUCAACCCAGUAUCCAUGUUUUCAAAAACAGUUCCUUCGAAAGAAUUCAAAGAAAAAGGGUGCAAGAAACGGCUUCCCGAAGUAGUUAUUGCUGGAAUGAGAAAAUGCGGAACUGGAACCUUGAUGAAUUUUCUCAAUUUACAUCCAAAUAUUGCAAUUACCAAUCAUGAAAUACAUUACUUUGAUAAUAAUUACGAUCAUCACGGCGACACAGAAUGGUAUCGUGAACAGAUGCAAUAUUCUUCUAAAACACAAAUCCCGAUCGAGAAGACUCCAACCUACUUCUUCCGACCGUACGAUGCUCCCAUGCAAAUGACAAGAACGCUAACGGAUAAGGUCAAGAUCAUAGUCAUACUAUGUGAUCCGGUAAGACGCGCAGUUUCUGAUUAUCUAGAGUUUGUUCGAAAGUUUGAUCAAUCAUCCCUCGGUAAUAUUUACUCGAGAAAAUACUUAGCAGAGACAUUCGAGGAAUCCGUGAUCGACAACAGAAACGAAAUCCAAGUUUAUAACGAAAUCGUUGACGUUGGAAUUUACGUUAAAUAUGUGCACCGAUGGCAGGAAUAUUUUUCAUUUGAGCAAUUACUGUUUCUUGAUGGAGAUCAGUUUAAAAAAGAACCCACCACAGAAUUACGAAGAGUCGAAAUAUUUUUAGGACUGGAACCUGAACAUUUUUAUCUAGACGAAGACAAGGGAUUCUUCUGCGCCAGUUUCCCACAACCAAGUUGUAUGAAUGCUUCAAAGGGACGUUCACAUCCAGAUGUUGAUCCUGAUGUACUGAAACAGUUGUGUGAGUUUUACAGGCCAUUUGACGAUGCUCUCGUGAGAACGACCAACCGCGAGUUUUCGUGGAUUGGGAAAUGUUGA